CUCUCUCUCUCUCUCUCUCUCUCUCUCUCUCUCUCUCUCUCCGAUCCAGCCCCUCCAUAACCACGCGAUCGGCCAGAUCCCUCCGGCCGCCGGCGAUCCACCCCUCCCCGGGGGAUGCCGAUGGCUCGCCGCGGUUUCGCGCCACCGCUCCUCGUCCUGCUCCUGCUUCUAUCCACCGCCGCGCGGCCGUCUCUCGCCCAGCCGAUCAAGAACAACACGAGCGGCGGCGGCCACCGCUCCAGGACCGCCGGCGGGUUCACGCCGACCACGAUGAUCGUGCUCGUCGUCCUCAUCUCCGCCUUGGUCGUCCUCACGCUCUUCUCCAUCUACAUCAACCGCUGCGCGCAGGCGCGCCCUCCCCCGCGCCGGCCGUCCCGCUACGCCCCGGAUCAGCGGGCCGCCGCCGCCGCCGGAGCCGCCCGGGCGGACCGCGCCGGUCUCGACAGGGGCACCGUGGAGUCGUUCCCCACCGCGGUCUACGGCGACGUCAAGGCGCGCGUGGCGGCCAAGUCAGGGCCGCUCGAGUGCGCGGUCUGCCUCGCCGCGUUCGAGGACCACGACGAGCUCCGCGUGCUCCCGGCCUGCUGCCACGUCUUCCACCCGGACUGCAUCGACCCCUGGCUCGCCGGCGCCGUCACGUGCCCGCUCUGCCGCGCCGACCUCACCGUCGUCUCGCCUCCGGCGGCCACCGCCGAGAGCUGCGACCCGACGGCGCGCCACGGGGCGGUGCGGGAAGAGCCGCCGGACGAGGAGGUGGACGAGCGAGACGAGGCGUGCCUCGUGGCCCCGUUCACGCCCGAGUCCGUCAUGAGCUUCGGCGCGGCGCGGUCCCACGAGUUCCACUUCCGGCGGACGCAGUCGGCCAUGGACAUGCGGCCGGACCGCCACACGCUGCGGCUGCCGGAGCACGUCAUGAAGGAGCUCGCCGCCGUCCGGAGGCACCGGCGCGCCGCGAGCCUCGCCGGGUACACCCCCGACGCCGCUGUGGAGCGGACGCCGCGGUGGCUGGCGUCGUUCUGGCGGUCCGUGUCGUGGCAGCGGCAGGGCCGCGCUGAUCCGGAUGCCCCGGAGGAGCACGGCGGCAGCAAGCGGAUCGUCCCGAUCACUGGAGCGCCGGCAGAACAGCCCGGCGGAUCAGGCUCUGCUGCUGUGGACGACAAGGAGAAAUCUGAUCUUGGCGCGUUAAGCCAGGUCUGAUUGAUUUACUUUCGCGUGCCUGUAAGGAUGAUCUGUGUGGUACUGGUACAAGACCGUGCAAGCUGUACAAUCAGCAGGUGUGAUGCUUGCAUCCUGGUACCUGCAAACAAGAUUAGGUUCUGCAUAGUGUACAUCAUAAAAAUGUCCGAUCUCGAUUUGAAUGCCUCCCAGAAUUGUAAGAUUCUUUUGGCGAUCGAGUAAUGCUCCUUAAAUAGGCCA
Messenger RNA from Panicum virgatum (switchgrass), 1416 nucleotides. Its product is annotated as E3 ubiquitin-protein ligase Os03g0188200-like. The transcript has a single exon. NCBI's taxonomy places the organism in Eukaryota, Viridiplantae, Streptophyta, Magnoliopsida, Poales, Poaceae. The record is from RefSeq and is a predicted model, not a curated record. The coding region runs from base 115 to 1197 and encodes 360 amino acids.